Messenger RNA from Malus domestica (apple), 2559 nucleotides. RefSeq lists its product as uncharacterized. The record is from RefSeq and is a predicted model, not a curated record. NCBI's taxonomy places the organism in Eukaryota, Viridiplantae, Streptophyta, Magnoliopsida, Rosales, Rosaceae.
ACCGCCAUUGCAACGAAAACGUUUCAAUUCCACAAACGCACAAAAAUACCAAAAGCUAGGGUUUAAAUUUAACUCAUCAAUGGACUUCUCAAUUUUCGUUAGGGCACAAUGAAGCGUAAGAUUUCCGAUUCCAACCACAAAGAUCCGCUUCAAAUCCACAUUCCAUCGCAUCGUGGAGGUUUUCAUGGGAUUCGGAGCUCCGAUUCCCGAUUCCCCAUCGCAACGCCCCCAAGAACAACAGAUACCAGCUGCAAGAAAAGAGUCACAUUUACAGAUUCACAGGACGAUGAAAAUCAGAGACCCCCAAGAUGCGAAUUUGCUGAUAAUGCCAAGACUUCCGAGUACGCCUUCUUCAAGAAAUUGAAGGAAGGUGCAGGCCGUAAAGCGCAGUCUUGUUCUCUCCGUGAAGAGGCCGACCAAAGAAAGAAUUCCGAGUCCAGGGACUGUUCCAGAGAGAGGAUCAAUGUGGUCCGGAAUAAGAGAGAGGACACGAGGUCUUCAUUUCUCAACGAAAAUGCUACACCAGAACUAAAUAUCAAGAGAACUUGUGCAACCUUGGAGAACGCACAUAGGAGACAGAACAAUAUGGUGGAGGAAUAUGAAAAUUCCUUGAGAAGUAAAGAAACUCAAAACAGGCGUGCAGACGUUUUUGAUCGGAAGAGACAGAAACUACACCAGUGGGUGGCAGAGACCUCAUUUCCUGAAAUUGAUGAACACUGCUCAAAGGGGUACGAUUUUGUUUCUGUGCUCCUCAGUCGGCUGAUCCCCAAGUGCAAUGAGACCAAUGAAUUUAAGGAUCCAAAGCUUAGGCAACCGGGCACCAAUGACAAGUCUAUGACACUUCCAUCUUAUGAGUCAGAUAUUCACUUCAUGAAACUUCAUUCGACACCUGCUAGAAAGUUUAUGGAACUUGAAUUUAGCCCUUGUUUGCAUGAUUCUGAAUCAUCUUGCUGGUCAAAGAGAUCAAGAGAGAGGAUUUUAUGUUCCGAUUCUCCAACUAGUUAUGCUUACAAGAACCAUCUUCAGUACAGAGUAUGGGAACCUGACCAUGAAUUAUUAGAAGGUACUGCAAUUUCAUGCACUGAGAGUCAUUCACAUUCUCUUCUUCCAUUCGAAGAAUAUGGGUUGGUGACGUCUGGCCAUGCCAAAGAGACGGAUGUAUUCUGUCAGCCAAAUGAAUAUUUGGUCGACAGAGAGCUAUGUGUUCCUAUGCUGGGUUGGGAUUUUGACAGUACAGAAGAAGAUAGAAGCUUAUCUAACUUAUCAACAUAUAGAACUGAACACCAAUCCGCAUCCUUUGCCAGUUAUUACAACAAUGAAGUUGUAAGGCGUUGUCUUGAAGACAAAGGCGAUUUACAAUCAGGUUUCCAGCAAAUUCCGUUAACCUUGUCAUCAUGUAUACCGAACUUUAUUAAUCUAGCUGAAGACUGCAUUAAUGACACUGCAUAUGAAGUUGGAAGCACCACAUUAUCUCUCCAAAACGACCAUUGGUUUUCGAGCAAAAUUAUCAAUGAGGGGUACUAUCUUCCUAAUACCGAAUCUUUCCUUUCCUCUGGACUUGAUUCUGAUUUAGGAUGGAACUACCUUCCGUUAAGUGGUUCCUCGAGAGAGCAUGAUUCAUCAACUUGUCUAGCUCUACAAUUUCCUGAACAGGAAAACUUAUCUUCCCGCCUUCUUACUUACCAUGAUGAUAAGUACGAAAGAUGCUUAGAUGACUCAAGUCAUACAAGAAGUCUUACUCAUUUCGUUGAAGAUAAUGUUAAUGUCCAUGAAGACAGCUCAGCCUUUUGCCUCCAAAUUCCAUUGGACAGAGAGAAGACAUGGCCAUUGCUGCUUUAUAAGCCAAGCUGGGAUGAAAGUAACGAAAGAGAGACAAACUUUGCUGAUAGCGAUGUCAAUAUUCUUGAUAGUAAAGUAAGUUUUCGUCAAUGGCUACAUUACAAUGUAUGACAGCAGCGGUUAUGCUAGUUCAUGUUUUGGGGCACGGAUUUCUUUUAUCGCUGCAAGAUUGCAGCAUUAUAAACAGGUACAUGUUAUUGAUUCCAUGAGUCACACUUCUGCCUUUUCCGAAUCUUACGAAAUGAUCCAGCACCGUAGAUUAAAUGUAUUUUUCGUGUCGUAUACUGUGUAGAGAAUCAUUAGAGAUUAAGUGAUGGGCAAGUUACUUGAGCAGAGGGACUUAGCAACUUCACAUUGUUUCCACUUGAGAAAAUGUUAGAUUUGCAAGACUUUAGGCAGAGGCAAGUUGAUAUUGUUCUUCAAUGCAUGAGUAGGUAAACACAUCUCUCAGACAUGUAAGGUUCACGUGGGAGUCUCAACUCUCAUGUGGAACUCUUGUGUGAGUCCUACCACCAUUAGAGAUGUGGUAGGUAAAUUAAUAUGAAUCUGAUAUUGUAAUAUCAUCUUACUUUGAUGGCAUUAAGAAAAAAUCGUAUGAUUUAACGACUUGUUCUGAAUAUUGUUAAUCGUGUCUCUCCACUUAAGGUCAAUAUGUAAUACGUUAACAUACAUUGUUGUGAAUAUUGAGAAGAAUAGAUGCUCUGACUUCUCCUUCUAAUA